Molecule: messenger RNA, 338 nt
Organism: Gallus gallus (chicken)
Lineage: Eukaryota; Metazoa; Chordata; Aves; Galliformes; Phasianidae
Gene: COL2A1
Product: collagen type II alpha 1 chain
Cellular component (GO): collagen type II trimer
Molecular function (GO): extracellular matrix structural constituent
Source: RefSeq, marked validated
ACUGCUCGGCCCGACGGACGGUGAGAGGGGCUCCGCCGCCCGCCAUGCACGGCCGCCGCCCGCCCCGCUCCGCCGCUCUCCUCCUCCUCCUCCUCCUUCUCACGGCCGCCGCAGCCGCGCAGGACCGCGACCUCGGACAGCGUGGCGGACAGGUGGACAAAGUGGGCGGUCCCACUGGGACGGGGUCCCACUGGGGACAUCUCUUGGGAGUAUCACCAGCAGGAGUGCUAAUGUAUCAUACAACAGAAAUGGUGCUAUUCUUGUAAAACAAGUCUGUAUUUUUAACAUCAGUUGAUAUAAAAACAACAAAAAAAAAAAAACUUUUGGUGGAAAGUAAA